CUCACGGCUUACACCGCCAUAGCUCCGCACACUACUUGUAUCACGCACGCUGCUUUCUCCGACAGUCUAGUGCCAUGGAUUCCGCGUACGAUCAUAUACAGGAGGAAAGCUAUCCUCAGGAUCCUACCAGACAACAGGCUGGCGGAGACGGCACCCACCAGGAGACGGCUAACAACUUCAAUGCCGAGAUUCAAGAUGCCUACAAGGCGAUAUCAAGCAGUCCGUGGGCAGCGCGACUUGGAGGCUUCUUGGGCACUGUAAAGAAGCAGGGCGAGCAGUACUACGACAGUGCAAGCAAGCAAUAUGCCCCGCUAAGCAAGACUGCCACUGCCGGAGUCUCCAACCUCAUAACUCAUGCGCGCAAGCUAUCCGUGCAGGCCGGCGAUAUUGCAGGUCCAGCUGCCAAAUCUACAGACAAGGAUGCCUCCUUCACGACGGUGCAAGAAAAGGAAGACCUUGAAGCCCACCCAGACCGCCCCGAAUCGCUCCCAGCAGACAUUGUCAAGGAAGCCGAGGGCAUACUAUCACGUUUUAGAUCCGAAGCCACAAAACGGUUGAAAGACAUAGAAAAGGCAGAAGACGCAGCCGACGAAGCUCUCCUCAAAUUCGGCUCCAACCUCCGCAAUUUCCUCCGCGACGCCGUAACCAUUGCCCCUCCCGAAUCUGGCUCCGAAGCCCACAAGAAUGGAGAGGUACUUUUUGAAUCAAAGGAUAGCAGCGGUAAGAAAGUUGUGCACGCGACACGAUUCGAUGCGCAAUUACACGUUAUUCAUUCUACCUUGGACUCGUUCCUAAAAGACCCUACCAGCCCUCAAUGGGACGAGUGGAAGAGCAAUUUUGAUGUAGAGAAGAAGACGGACGCAAUCGCCAAGGAUCUAGAGAAGCAUGAGGAGCUGCGGAGUGCCAUGGAGAAAUGUGUGCCCGAGAAGGUGGAUUAUGCCAACUUCUGGGUCAGAUACUACUUCCUGCGACAUGUGAUUGAAAGCGAGGAGCAGCGGAGGCGGGAGAUGCUGAAAGCUUCAGCCCCCGCCGCCGACGAAGAAGUGGGCUGGGACGAAGAUUCCGAAGAAGAAGAAGACGACGACGACGCCUCAUCUUCCGCCUCGACCUCAAACCCUACCCCGCCCAACCCCACCUCCACCGAGAAGCCAAGCAACAAGUCCGCCACGAGUCUCGCCGCGUCGGUCAAGACGCUCAAGCCGUCGGAUGACAAGCCUGCUGGCGAGGAACUGCUCAAACCCGCGCAGCCGCGCCGAUCAAAUGACGAGAAGAGCGUAGCGGACAGCGAUGCGAGUUAUGAUCUCGUCAGUGGGGCUACAAGUAAGGCGCCGGGCAGUCCGCAGCAGGUACAGGUGAAGAAGAAGGGUGUUGCCGAGGAGAGUGAGGAGGAAGAUAGCGAUGAAGAAGAAAGCGACGAAGAGGAAAGUGAUGAGGAAGAGAGUGAGGAGGAGGAGGAUUGGGAGUAGGCAGGUUCUAGGAGAAUACGGAGAAUACGGAGCAUGUGAAUAUGUGUUCUUGGGAGGCGUACUGGCGUAAGUCUGGGACGAUCGAAAUGAUCGUGUCAUGGUAUGUUCAUAUGCUAUACGAAUUAUGUGAUGACAUCUAUUCUCUAUACAAGUUGGUGCGCCUUCGCUAUGCUAUUUUGGUGAUUGAUUCUAUGACUAAAUCAAGUGGUAUCUCAAACGC
Messenger RNA from Cucurbitaria berberidis CBS 394.84, 1686 nucleotides. RefSeq names its product BSD-domain-containing protein. Lineage: Eukaryota; Fungi; Ascomycota; Dothideomycetes; Pleosporales; Cucurbitariaceae. Bases 75 to 1466 code for a protein of 463 amino acids. Gene Ontology annotation, cellular component: cytoplasm. The record is from RefSeq and is a predicted model, not a curated record. The transcript is spliced from 3 exons.